Staurois parvus is the source of this 361-nucleotide messenger RNA. Lineage: Eukaryota; Metazoa; Chordata; Amphibia; Anura; Ranidae. The record is from the annotation of a GenBank genome assembly.
CCUUACAUCAGGCAUUCCCAUCAGAGUGCCCCCUUACAUCAGGUGUGCCCAUCAGAGUGCUCCUUUACAUCAGUUGUCCCCAUCAGUGUGCCCCUUUACAUCGGGUAUCCCCAUCAUAGUGCCACCUUACACCAGGUAUUCCCUUCAGUGUGCCCCCUUACACUCAAAGUACCCCUUUUCAUCAUAUUUCCCCAUCAGAGUGCCCCUUUACAUCAUAUUCCCCAUCAGAGUGCCCCUUUCCAUCACAUGUGCCCAUCAGAGUGCCCCUUUCCACAGUAUGUGCCCAUAUGUGCCCCCUUAACAAUACAUGUGCCCAUCGGAGUGCCCUCUUAACAUAAACUAUGACAAAAAGUGUCCCUUU